Pseudonaja textilis is the source of this 1541-nucleotide messenger RNA. NCBI's taxonomy places the organism in Eukaryota, Metazoa, Chordata, Lepidosauria, Squamata, Elapidae. The record is from RefSeq and is a predicted model, not a curated record.
GCCGCCGGACUGGGCGCAAAGUUGGUGGGCGCGCUCCGCUCCUCCGCCUCCUCCUCUGCGCCCGCGUGCCGGGGAUGGCGCGGGCUCCCGCGGCCUGAGAUCCGGCGGGCGGGCGGGCAACAGCAGCGGCGGCGGCAGCAACCGGAGGGAGGUCCGGGAGCCCCCCGGACCCGGAGCGGAGCCCCUGCGCGGGUGGAGGAGGAGGAGGAGGAGGAAGAAGAGGAGGAGGAGGCAAGAUGUCCGCCCGAGUCGUCGCCUCCUCCAAGAGCACAACAAUGGAAGAAACUGCCAUAUGGGAACAACACACGGUGACGCUUCACAGGGCGCCUGGCUUUGGCUUUGGUAUCGCAAUAUCCGGUGGGAGAGACAACCCCCAUUUCCAGAGCGGUGAAACCUCAAUUGUCAUAUCAGAUGUGCUCAAAGGAGGCCCAGCGGAAGGGCUGUUGCAGGAGAAUGAUCGUGUGGCGAUGGUUAAUGGCGUUUCCAUGGAUAACGUGGAACACGCUUUCGCCGUCCAGCAGCUGAGAAAAAGUGGGAAAAAUGCCAAAAUUACCAUCCGAAGAAUGAAGAAAGUCCAUAUCCCAGUGACUCGGACGGAUCCUGACCCCGUCUCUGAAAACGACGAGGACAGCUACGAAGAGGAACUGCACGACCCCCGAGGUUCCCACGGUGCUACGAGCAGAAGGCACGAGAAGAGUUGGACGAGGGACCGGAGUGCAAGUCGAGAAAGGAGCGUGUCGCCACGGUCGGACCGGAGGUCCACGGCUUCCAGCCAACCCGCGAAACCCACGAAGGUCACGCUGGUGAAAUCGAGGAAGAACGAAGAAUACGGGUUGCGCCUGGCCAGCCACAUCUUUGUGAAAGAAAUUUCUCAAGACAGCUUGGCAGCCAAAGAUGGCAACAUCCAGGAAGGAGAUGUUGUGCUGAAGAUCAACGGGACUGUCACGGAAAACAUGUCCUUGACAGAUGCCAAAACCCUGAUAGAAAGGUCAAAGGGCAAGUUGAAAAUGGUGGUUCAGAGGGACGAGAGAGCAACCCUGUUGAACGUCCCCGAUCUUUCCGACAGCAUCCACUCGGCCAAUGCUUCGGAAAGAGACGACAUUUCAGAAAUUCAGUCGCUGGCAUCUGAUCAUUCCAACCGAUCCCAUGACAGGCCCCGUCGCAGUCGUUCACGAUCUCCUGACCAGGGGUCAGAACAAUCUCCACAGCAGCCCAACAAUGGCAGUCACCGGAGUAGAGAUGAUGAAAGAAUAACCAAGCCGGGAGCAGUUUCCACGCCUGUGAAGAAUGCGGAGGAAACGUCUCUAGCCAAAGCCGUAGAAGAAUCCGUAGCCGAGAAAAACGACAAGCAGACCCCACCACUUCCAGAACCGAAGCCCGUCUAUGCGCAGGUCGGACAGCCCGAUGUGGAUUUACCCGUCAGUCCCACCGAUGGCCCUUUACCAAACUCAACGCAUGAAGACGGGAUGCUUCGCUCACCCUACUACUACUACUACUACUACUACGACUACUACAUUGGUAGGGCUUCCGUACUGACCUAG